Hyphopichia burtonii NRRL Y-1933 is the source of this 786-nucleotide messenger RNA. RefSeq lists its product as uncharacterized. The transcript has a single exon. The coding region runs from base 1 to 786 and encodes 261 amino acids. Gene Ontology annotation, cellular component: cellular bud neck; fungal-type vacuole. NCBI's taxonomy places the organism in Eukaryota, Fungi, Ascomycota, Pichiomycetes, Serinales, Debaryomycetaceae. The record is from RefSeq and is a predicted model, not a curated record.
AUGCCAACUAUUUCAUCCAGUUCAGAAAGUGUUUCUACACCACCGAUUUCCGUACCACCAAAUGAUAAUAAUCCAUAUAUUAUCAGAGAAGUCAAUCCUAAUGGGACCGUUUUCAUUGCAUUUGGGGCUAUUGUGGGAGCCAUGCUUAUUGCGUUUGUAUUAUUUUAUUUAAUUAAAUCAAUUAAAGCCUCAUCAUUAGCUAAGAAAUCAUUAGCUGGUGAUAAAAAAAUUUUUGAAAAAUAUCAAAGUAAUAAUAAUACAGCUUACGGUAUAACUCCAACCUCAACCAGUAAUUUAAAUAUGAAUAGUGAAUAUCAACUGUCAGUGGCUAAAUUACCCCUUUUAUCCCAACACCAAACUUCAAAUAUGGGCGGUGGUUCUCAAGUUGGCGAUACUUCAACCAUUUAUGCGAGUGAAACGGGUCAUGCUACUUCAAAACAUGAUUUAACUAAAAUGUUCAUUUCGCCAACUGCCGAAGUAAUGACCCAUAAAAGAGUUCGUUCUUCUCAUUAUGGUGGUGGGUCCACUUCCAACUUGUCUCUUUUAGGUGGUUCUACUUCCAAUUUAGCUAAUCCAUCCCCAGCUACAAAUAGACACUCUCAAUUAUAUCCAAGUUUAUAUAUUAAUAAUGAUACUAACAAUAGUGAGUACUCAUUAAAUGCUGCAUCCCAACCACAAAACGCUCCUACUUCUCCUUCUAAUCAAGGUUUGGCAGUCCCAAGAUCAAAUAGAAAAACCAUUCCUUCAAUGUAUUUGGAUGAUUUGAUUGAUGAUGAUAAACAUUAA